AGGAUAUCUAUUACUCUAGCUAUACAAAUUUACCCUUGAGGACUGAGCACGUUUUAUACAGCCGCGGCCGCCAAUGGACAGGAUCAGAAUCCGCUGACAUAGUGAGGAGCCGUCAAGUUCUGCUGAGUGAACAUUUAGCUGGAACAAGUCCUGGCGGUUUUUAGCAUUAGCAAUCACGAACAGUUUAUCAACAUCGACCUUUCUUCAGUUGAAAUGGAAGUUAAUAAAUCUCAAAUGGCUGAGAGGAUAUUGGACCUCACAAUGGAAAUCAUCAAUCUCCUUACUGGAGAGGAUUGUAUAAUCAUGAAGAAAACAGAUGGUACACAUGACAAACGUGGAUCUGGAGGAUGGACCAAAACCCAGAACCGCAUAACAGUGCAUCUACCUCACUCACUGAUACUUCAGAGGAACAAUGAUGAAAAGAUCUUAGCACUCACAUAUAAGAUCAUUCAUCUUAUGACCGGAGAGAAAUGGAGUUAUUUAAAAGACGACACGGAUCAGUACAGAGAUGUCAUGACGGAGAAUCACCAGCCCACCAAAGCACAAGAGGGAUCCAGCACCAGAAAUACAUCAGAGAGAUGUUCUCAUCAUUUGUAUUCCAGGGGUUAUAAGGAGGAAAAUAGUAACAACCCUGAGGAACAUUUGGAUAAAGGUUUACUCAAUAUUAAAGUAGAAGACCAGAUGUGUACAGAUGAGAAGAUUCUUACAAAUAUCAGCUCAGAUCUGGACACAUCCUGUUACUAUAUAUACUCCUUAUUCUUAACCUACAUGUCUCUGCCCUGCAUGAUUGAUGUACAAGACUUAAUGCUAAAAGCCAAACCUUGUAUGUUAAUCUGGCAGGGGAGGGAGGAAGUGUGCAUGCUGCAGCUAAGCCCAGCCUCUCUGUCUCUUGAGUGCCUAGAAGUUAACUAG
Molecule: messenger RNA, 912 nt
Organism: Hyla sarda
Lineage: Eukaryota; Metazoa; Chordata; Amphibia; Anura; Hylidae
Exons: 8
Coding region: 214-912 (232 amino acids)
Source: RefSeq, a predicted model, not a curated record